Molecule: messenger RNA, 222 nt
Organism: Echinostoma caproni
Lineage: Eukaryota; Metazoa; Platyhelminthes; Trematoda; Plagiorchiida; Echinostomatidae
Source: the annotation of a GenBank genome assembly
AUGCCGGACUGUUUGGGUGUGAAGCCCAAGUCGAACAAGCCCAACCAAACCGCUCAGUCGUACGGCCUGACGGCCACCUUCAAGCUCAACCUGGCCGAGCAUCGCAAAUUCGUCACGGUCUCCAUCAACGAUCACCCGAUGCGUCUUCAACUCUACACAGCAUCUGAUAUCACAAUCAUCUCAGAAGACACCUGGAAAUCAUUGGACUCCCCAGCGUUUUAA